CUUCCAGCCCUGCCCCUCAUCCAGCAUGGCAGACACGGUGCAGGCCCUCAGCAACAGUCCUCAGGGGCACUUGGCACUCACUGCUGCUUCUGUUUGCUCUCUCCUCUCCAGUUUGCAUGCUGUGCCGCCGAGCAGAUGUUCAUUUGGACAUCUGCGGGCCCAUACUUGGUGACAGCGGGCUUCGCGUCCACAAGUUUUGCUUGUAUUUUGCCGACAGCCUUUAUGAGCUCACUGCCAAUCAGAGGGUUGUUCUGAAGUUCCCCCUCGAUGCCAUCAGAAGCACAAUCGAGGAGGCAGAGCAGAAGCACUGCUUCGUUUGUGGAGAGAAGGGGGCCACCAUCUGCUGUGAAGAGACAGGCUGUGAACGCAGCUUUCAUCUGCCCUGUGCCACAGAUGGGGAAUGCGUCACGCAGUUCUUUGGGAACCACAGGUCCUUCUGCUGUGAGCACCGCCCUCAGCAGAUAGUAGAGGCAGCUCCAGGGCCAGACACAAACUGUGUGGUCUGCCUGGAGCCCGUGGGGGACCAAAAGUCCUACCACACCAUGGUGUGCCCGGUGUGCACAAAGUCCUGGUUCCAUCGGAGCUGCAUCCAGGGAUAUGCCAUAAGCGCUGGAAUUCUGCGCUUCCGAUGUCCCGUUUGCAGAGACAGGGUGCGAUUCCGGACGGAAAUGCACCGCCUUGGGAUCCAAAUCCCAGCCAGAAGACCAACAUGGGAGGACAAGGAGAGCUAUGAAGUGCUGCACGCGCCUCACAGCUGCUGCGAUGUGGAUGAAUGUCAACACACAGAGGGCAGGAAGCAAGCAGAGGAAGAGGGGCCCUGGGAGCUGCUCCUUUGCACCUCCUGUGCUGUGCAAGGCACCCACAGAAAGUGUGCCUCCUUGAGCGACAGCACAAUCAGCUGGGAGUGUGACAUCUGUGCUGCCGCGGACGCAGCCUCCAGUGCCGAGUCACAGCCUGCUGGUCCCAGCACUGCCAGCCAGGAGGAGGAGGGGCCAUCAGAUAGCUCCCCAGCUCCUGACAACCAGGAAUCUGAGUCCACCAGCCAGGCAGCAUUGGAGUCAACUCAGAGUCCGCAGCUGGCUAAGCGCAGCAGCCUGUCCAGCCAGCCCAGGACAGGACAAAAGAAAAAGCGCGUGAGCAUAUCCAGCCAGCACCAAGAAUGGCAUUACGAAGAACACCAAGGGAGCAGCCAUACUCCUGCUCCAGACGCUGAGAGCAGCACCCACGGAUCCACCAGCGAGCAGGAAGUGGGGCACUCCAGCAGCUCCCCAGCGGCUGAGUGCAGACGGCAGUCCAGGCAGCAGGGCACAGGCCGGACAAGAAGCCGCUCUCCGCUAGAGCGUCGUGCCUCAAAUUCCUCGAGUCCACGCAGAAGAUCUCGUGGCAGCAGAUGUUCUGCAGACUCAGGUGCUGAGAACAGCAAGCGCAGCUCUGCCAGCCAGAGGUCAGCAAGGAACUCCCCAAGGGCUGGAAACAGUAGAAGGCAGAGCACCACAAGCCGCAGGCAAAGCCAGUCCUCCGUACAAAGUCUGGCUUCAAAUUCCUCAAGCCAGUCCCAAGGACGCCGUGGCAGCAGAGUUAGUCCAACCCCAGGUGCUGAGAGCAGCACCCAGAGCUCUGCCACACAGGAGACACGGAGGGCCUCCAGGGAUUCCAGGGCUUCCCAAAGACGGCGUUCCAGUCUCCUGCAGCGAGGGCAGCCCCAGGAACGAAGCCGUUCCCCACUGGAUCGUCGGGCUUCCAAUUCCCAAAGUGAGGCUGGAGGAAGCCACAGCGGCAGCCCCAGACAGCGGCGACCAUCUCGGGCACGACGCCACUCCCGGAACCAGCCCUGA
Messenger RNA from Coturnix japonica (Japanese quail), 1835 nucleotides. The record is from RefSeq and is a predicted model, not a curated record. Lineage: Eukaryota; Metazoa; Chordata; Aves; Galliformes; Phasianidae.